UUUUUUUGUGGAGAAGAGUAGACUACGCUAGUCUUCUCUCUCUCUCUCUAAACCAAAACGAACCUAACAAAAAAAGAAAAGCGCUCUCUCUCUCUCUCUCUAUCUCUAAAAACAACUCUUUCACGCCAAAAUUGAACUGUUGUUUUUUUCUCUCUCUAAAAACUAGAGGUGUUUAUUUAAUUUUUAUUGUUUUGGUUUGCGGAUUCUGGAGAGGGAGGGUUUGAUACAGUGACAGCUUUUAUUACUUUCUUUUUUCGUUUGGUAUUGGGAAUGGGGAUUCCGGCGGGGAGUGGCAGUAGAGUGACAGUUUGGUGAUGGAGGAGGAUCGUAACAGCUAUUAUUUUUAUCAAUGGAUUUUGAUGCCGGAAUUCCGAUGUCCCGUACUGCUCCACCACCGCCGCCGCCGCCUCUGCCUGUGACUGAGGAUCCCUCUUUGUCAGCCUCCUUGAAUGAAGAUGCGAUGUGGCAAAUGAACUUGAGGUCAAGUGAAACCAUGGAUUCUGGGCCCUAUCCUGAGCACCCUGGAGAACCAGAUUGUUCUUAUUACAUUAGAACAGGGCUUUGUAGAUUCGGAGCUACAUGCCGCUUUAAUCACCCUCCUAACAGAAAGCUGGCUAUAGCUGCUGCAAGGAUGAAAGGGGAAUUUCCAGAAAGAAUAGGACAACCUGAAUGCCAGUACUACCUGAAGACAGGAACUUGCAAGUUUGGAGCCACAUGCAAGUUUCAUCAUCCUAAAGACAAGGCUGGGAUUGCUGGAAGGGUAUCCUUAAAUAUUCUGGGCUAUCCACUUCGACCGAAUGAGAUUGAGUGCGCUUACUAUUUAAGAACUGGACAGUGCAAGUUUGGGAGCACUUGUAAAUUCCACCAUCCUCAACCAACUAAUGUUAUGGUUCCAUUGCGGGGUUCCCCUGUUUAUCCUACUGUCCAGUCUCCAACUACUCCUGGUCAGCAAUCUUACACAGGAGGAGUUACAAACUGGUCAAGAGCGUCUUUUAUUACCAGCCCACGCUGGCAAGCUCCUUCAAGUUAUACACCCCUGAUUUUACCUCAAGGAGUUGUGUCUGUUCCAGGCUGGAAUGCAUACAGUGGUCAAUUGGGAUCAGUUUCGUCUCCAGAGGGCCAGCAACAAACAGGAAACAGUCAGAUUUAUGGAACCUCACGCCAAAGUGAAUCAGUGAACACAGGAUCUCAAGGGACACUUUCUCCACUCCGUGCUGGCUCUAUGCCAGUAGGAUUUUAUGCAUUGCAAAGGGAUAAUGUUUUUCCAGAGAGACCUGGCCAGCCAGAAUGCCAGUUUUACAUGAAAACUGGGGAUUGUAAGUUUGGUGCAGUUUGUCGGUUCCAUCACCCAAGGGAAAGACUAAUUCCUGCUCCAGACUGUGUCUUGAGUCCCAUAGGCCUCCCUUUACGCCCUGGAGAACCUUUAUGCAUCUUCUACUCUCGCUAUGGAGUCUGCAAGUUUGGUCCAAGUUGCAAGUUUGACCACCCUAUGGGAAUUUUCACAUACAAUUUAUCAGCACCAUCUUCAGCUGAUGCUCCAGUACGUCGUCUGCUGGGGUCAUCAUCAGGAUCUGCUGCAUUAACCUUAUCAACAGAAGGGCUUGUUGAUGCAGGCUCAACGAAGCCCAGGCGACUUUCACUGUCAGAGCCUAGACAGAUGCCUUCUGGCGAUGAUAAUAUUGAUACAGAAGGAUAACUGCUGCCUCAAUAUUUACUGUUUUAAAAUCUUUCAAUGGAUAAACAAAUGUCGUCUGUAGAUUCAUUUCCCAUUGCUGGAGAUGUACAGAGUUCAUGCCAAGUUGAUAAUGCAAUUCAGUUGACAGACUUGUCUCCUCUGAAUUUCAUUUUGCUGCAUUGUAUAAUCUGCAAAUAUUGUCACAUUUGGUAAAACCUGUGUGAACAUUUCAUCUGUCUCAAGCCAAUUUUUUUAACAUUGUGUUUAAAUUUUUCUUAAAAAUUGUUAUAUAAAGCUUCUCCUUUGCAAGUUAUGAUA
Messenger RNA from Ricinus communis (castor bean), 1993 nucleotides. Its product is annotated as zinc finger CCCH domain-containing protein ZFN-like. The coding region runs from base 350 to 1696 and encodes 448 amino acids. Lineage: Eukaryota; Viridiplantae; Streptophyta; Magnoliopsida; Malpighiales; Euphorbiaceae. The record is from RefSeq and is a predicted model, not a curated record. The transcript is spliced from 7 exons. Gene Ontology annotation, molecular function: metal ion binding; mRNA binding.